Capronia coronata CBS 617.96 is the source of this 1317-nucleotide messenger RNA. RefSeq lists its product as uncharacterized. Gene Ontology annotation, molecular function: microtubule binding. Bases 1 to 1317 code for a protein of 438 amino acids. Lineage: Eukaryota; Fungi; Ascomycota; Eurotiomycetes; Chaetothyriales; Herpotrichiellaceae. The record is from RefSeq and is a predicted model, not a curated record. The transcript is spliced from 2 exons.
AUGGCUCCUUCAAGGUUCGACCAUGGUACCAUCGGUACCAAUUACAGCAGCAUCCACUCCGCCGAUGCUUUCGUAGGCGACUAUCAGGUCAUGUACACUCCAGGCUCAACAACCCCUCCCCUCGAUCGCAUGCAAAAGAGACCGACUCGCUUUAGCAAAGUUGUGUCCUCAAAAUCUCAAAAUGCCAGCCAAUCUUUCGUGCUUCCGGCCAACAUACCAAACACCUCCCAGAUAGUUGGAGACCACGGUUCGCUUCCCAACGUCCAGGUCCACUACACCAUUCCUGCCGACGAGAAGCAAAUCGUCGCGUCCUUACGCACUCUACAGCGCGAUCUCAAUGAAGCCGUGCAAACCAUCAACUCUCUUACUAGGGAACGCGAUGAGGCAUUGCUCGAGCUUAGGUUGCUCCGAGCCUCCUCGAAGAAACAAUCAACACCGGCAAAGAAGAACAGAGCAUCGGUACGCGUGGAGGAAGAGCUCUUCGACCUUAGCCGUUCGAUGGAUCCACCUAAAAGAUCUCCCGCGAGACGGACAUCGACCAAGGAUAUCGCUGCGGAAACAAAACAGGCCAGCAAGACCACCAACUCUGACGACGCGCGAGUUCUGUCCCCAAUCGCCAUCAACCAAGCAACCUCGCCGACUCUUGAGAAACGACCGGUCAGUAAGGCCCAUGUGCUUGCCAACAGCAAGUCUCGUUCCUACAAACGACCUGCCGUCAAUGAUACCGAGAACAGCGUGAUCGAUGAUCCUACAGCCGCCUCCAACACCUCCCGCCGCCGUCGCUACUUGGCCCUAGACCAGAACAUGACCUCUGCCUACAUUCUACCUGAUAUCACUGUCAAUCCGCAACAGAAAUCAACGCGGGUCCAUGUGUCAUCGUCUGCUCAGAACGUGCUUCAUAGGCAUGACCCUGAACAUGUGGGAAACUGUGCAGUGUGCCAGAGACUCACGGCGAAGAGAACAAAGCAUGUGACGCACGAAGAUUCCACGGCCGAAAAACCAGACUUUACUGCACAGAUAACCCAGCUGAUGAAAGAUGCCAUGCUGGAGGAGCCAACCAUACGUCCCAAGAUUUCCCCUUGGUUGGCACUUGCUAAUGUCAAGAAGCUGCUUUCCGAUCAAUUCGAUGAGGCCAAGCGAAAACAUAGUCAGGCGUGGGAGAAGUACGAUGCAAUUGAAGCACCACUCAGCAGCAAGAAACAUGCCGCAGCUAGUCAGGAUCUCUUCUAUUGGUCAAAGAAAAUGGAGGAAUGCAGAAUCAACCUUGAUCAGCUGAGAGACGUCGAGGAGGGUAUGGGAGAUCAACAUGAGCCGUGA